This is a messenger RNA of Arachis duranensis, 3815 nucleotides long. RefSeq names its product valine--tRNA ligase, mitochondrial 1. The record is from RefSeq and is a predicted model, not a curated record. Bases 455 to 3598 code for a protein of 1047 amino acids. Gene Ontology annotation, molecular function: ATP binding; aminoacyl-tRNA deacylase activity; valine-tRNA ligase activity. Gene Ontology annotation, biological process: valyl-tRNA aminoacylation. The transcript is spliced from 22 exons. Lineage: Eukaryota; Viridiplantae; Streptophyta; Magnoliopsida; Fabales; Fabaceae. Gene Ontology annotation, cellular component: cytosol.
AACCUCCCCUUCCUUCGAACAUCGAAGCAGCUAGCCCUAAGGUUCCCCAGACCCAAAACCCAACUUCGUCUCCGGAACCGCCGCCGCCGUCCGUGGUUGUCGGCGUCUUCGCGGCCUCCUCCUUCCCCUGUCCCAAAGGCAUACGGCCAGAGCUUCUCUUCUAGCUCGGCACGUCAUCCAUUCCGCCGGUGAAGUCGCUGUUCGAGGCUUCCAGCUGCUGCGCCAUCGUCUCGCCGUUGACGUCCUGCUGUAGUGGAAGCCUCUUAGCAUCUUAUGCCACUCGUUUCGGGACAGAGACAAAUUUACAACUGGAUUUUCUCGUGGUGAUGGUCAAGGCCAUGCAAAUUUAUUCAAAGUAGUUAAGCAUUACUUGCGUAGUCCAACUCGUGGAAAGGGCCGCCAUUGGAUUCCAAUUCGCACACUCAGUUCCCGCAACUCUCAUUCCCAUCUUCCAAUGGACAAUUCCUCGCAGAACAACAAGGAGCAAGUAAUCGAAGAUCCAGAGAAGAAGAAGAAGAAGGAGGAGAAGGCAAGAGAAAAGCAAUUGAAGAAAGAGAAAUUCCUCCAAAAGCAAGCUCAGCAGCAACAAGCUCAGCAAUCCAAUGCCCCAAAAAAGAGUGAAAAGAAAGCUGCCAGACGUGGCGCGGAGGAUGAGAAUCCUGAAGACUUCAUUGAUCCUGAGACCACUUCUGGUGACAAGAAACGUAUGUCUCGUCAAAUGGCAAAGCAGUACAGUCCAACUGCCGUCGAGAAAUCGUGGUAUGAGUGGUGGGAGAAAUCAAAGUAUUUUGUGGCAGACUCAAGCAGCUCCAAACCACCUUUUGUUAUUGUUUUACCCCCACCAAAUGUGACUGGAGCUCUUCACAUUGGUCAUGCUCUAACAGCUGCAAUUGAGGACACCAUGAUUCGUUGGCGAAGGAUGUCUGGAUACAAUGCUUUGUGGGUGCCUGGGAUGGACCAUGCUGGGAUUGCCACACAGGUGGUUGUGGAGAAAAAGAUAAUGCGUGAACGAAAACUAACUAGGCAUGAUCUGGGCCGUGAGAAAUUCGUUUCUGAGGUGUGGGAGUGGAAAGACAAGUAUGGAGGCACAAUAUUACAACAGUUACGUCGAUUAGGAGCCUCUCUAGAUUGGACACGUGAGUGCUUCACAAUGGAUGAUCAAAGAUCUAAAGCUGUGACAGAGGCAUUUGUGAUGCUUUACAAGCAAGGCCUUAUUUAUAGGGACCUUCGUUUGGUGAACUGGGAUUGUGUAUUACGAACUGCUAUAUCUGAUAUUGAGGUGGAUUAUAUUGAUGUAAAAGAAAGGACCCUGCUAAAGGUCCCCGGGUAUGACAAACCAGUAGAGUUUGGAGUUCUAACCAAAUUUGCAUACCCCUUGGAAGGGAACCUAGGUGAAAUUAUUGUUGCCACAACUAGGAUUGAAACCAUGCUUGGUGACACUGCUAUUGCCGUACAUCCUGAUGAUCAAAGAUACAGCCAAUUUCAUGGAAAAUGUGUUAUUCAUCCAUUCAGUGGAAGAAAACUUCCUAUAGUUUGUGAUGCUAUUCUUGUUGAUCCAGCAUUUGGUACAGGUGCCGUCAAGAUCACACCUGCCCAUGAUCCAAAUGAUUUUGAGGUGGGAAAACGUCACAACCUUGAAUUCAUUAAUGUUUUCACUGAUGAUGGAAAAAUAAAUUCCAAUGGUGGCUCUGAAUUUUUGGGCAUGCCACGAUUUAAAGCUCGAGAAGCAAUAGCAGAAGCAUUACAAAAGAAGGGACUUUAUAGGGGUUCUGAAAACAAUGAAAUGCGCCUUGGUGUAUGUUCAAGAAGCAAUGAUGUUAUCGAGCCUAUGAUAAAGCCCCAGUGGUAUGUUAGUUGUGGAGAUAUGGCAAAGGAAGGUCUUAAUGCUGCUGUGGAUGAGGAAAACAUAAAGCUAGAAAUUGUUCCAAAACAAUAUUUGGCUGAUUGGAAGAGAUGGCUAGAAAACAUACGCGAUUGGUGCAUUUCACGGCAGUUGUGGUGGGGUCACCAAAUACCUGCAUGGUAUGUCACUUUGGAAGAUGACCAACUGAAGGAGUUUGGUGUUUACAAUGAUCAUUGGGUAGUGGCAAGAAAUGAGGAGGAGGCCCAAGCUGAGGCUAGCCAAAGGUAUAGUGGAAAGAAGUUCCAUUUGAUCCGCGACCCCGACGUUCUUGAUACAUGGUUUUCUUCUGGUCUGUUCCCAUUAUCUGUGUUGGGCUGGCCUGAUGACACAAAAGACCUAAAGACAUUCUAUCCAACUUCUGUUUUGGAAACCGGUCAUGAUAUCUUAUUCUUCUGGGUUGCACGUAUGGUGAUGUUAGGAAUGAAGUUGGGCGGUGAUGUGCCUUUUAGACAGAUUUAUUUACAUCCCAUGAUUCGUGAUGCACAUGGGCGCAAAAUGUCCAAGUCAUUAGGAAAUGUUAUUGAUCCAAUCGAAGUGAUAAAUGGGAUAUCGCUGGAAGGUCUACAUAAGAGGUUAGAGGGUGGUAACCUAGACCCUAAAGAACUAGCUGUUGCGAUAGAGGGUCAGAAGAAGGACUUUCCAAAUGGCAUUGAGGAAUGUGGUGCAGAUGCUCUCCGUUUUGCACUGGUUUCAUACACAGCUCAGUCUGAUAAAAUCAACCUUGAUAUUCAAAGGGUGGUUGGGUAUCGUCAAUGGUGUAAUAAAUUGUGGAAUGCUAUACGAUUUGCCAUGAGCAAGCUUGGAGAUGAUUAUAUUCCUCCUGCAAAUUUGGGUCCAGAUGUUCUUCCAUUUAGCUGCCAGUGGAUUCUCUCGGUGUUAAACAAAAUCAUAACUAAAACAAUAAAGUCUCUAGAAUCAUUUGAGUUCUCACAUGCUACCACUGCUGUGUAUUCUUGGUGGCAGUAUCAAUUGUGUGAUGUCUUUAUUGAAGUGAUUAAACCUUACUUUGCUGGUAAUGAUCCCAAGUUUGCUUCUGAAAGACGCCAUGCACAGGAUACCUUGUGGUUCUGUCUUGAUAAUGGCCUUCGAUUGCUUCAUCCAUUUAUGCCGUUUGUUACGGAAGAAUUGUGGCAGCGGCUUCCUUCACCCAAGGAAUGUAAAAGAGCAGAUUCUAUCAUGAUAUGUCCUUAUCCAUCACCUACAGAGGGCUGGAAUAAUGAAACAGUGGAGAAUGAUAUGGAUCUUGUCGAGUCGACUGUUAAAUCUCUCAGGUCACUUGCAAAAGAGAGUCGCGAUAGGCGACCGGCUUUUGUUCUUUGCUUAACACGGGCGGUUGAGGAGAUUAUAUCAAGCCGUCAACUGGAGAUUGUAACGCUAGCAAAUCUGUCCUCUUUAACCGUGAUCAAUGAAAACGAUGCUGUUCCUUCUGGGUACGCGAAUACAGUUGUAAACGAAACCCUUUCUGUUUACUUAGAGCUUCAAGGGACAAGUUCUGCAGAAGCAGAGCAAGGAAAGAUGAAGAAGAUAGAGGAGCUUAAGAAGCAAAUAGAAAAACUAGAGAAGAUUAUGAGUGCUCCAGGUUAUGAAGAGAAGGUUUUGCCUCAAGUCAGAGCUAAGAACCAGGAGAAGCUCGACUCGCUAAAGGAGCGGCUGCUGCUCGAGGAAACGGCUGGACUUACUAUAGCUUCAAAAUAGUGGAUCUUGAUUGAUCAUUAGUAUUUUUUUUCGGUUUCAUUUGAUUAGUAUAGCCUAACUUUUUGGCUGUUAUUUAUACACCUUCUCUUUUGUUUUGGUAAUCCUUUGGCAAGAAAUUUUGAGCAGUUAUUUUGUGCAUGUGUUGUAACUUACCAGCAAAAUCAGCAAUUGAACACGAGAUUGUAACUUAGCUUUCAUACACCUCCUACCCUUUUUA